GUUUCUAACAGCGGAAUUUUUGGAUGUUGGAAAAGUUGUGAAAACUGGCAACAUGUCAACACGGAAAUCAGUCCACACACCUAACCCAGACUACCAGGCUGUGAGCAGAAAGAAGCAGUAGAUGCCGGGGCUCACGAAGGCCCCUACCGGCAGGGUCACUGAGCACAGUUGUCAGUAACAACAUUAACAAUAAAGUUAUUGAUGUUGAGGAAGGGACUUCUGGUAGGGGCAUGUCUAUUUCCGUUAAGGCCUAUAUCCUUCGCCCUCUCCGUCUACAUCCCAACCGGAAAUACUUGUACCCCGUUUAAAGCCACGUCGGUCCUGGCCUAAGGCCCGCCCACGCGGGGGGAAGCGUUUCCGGGGUCAGGGUAUUCCGGCUCGCCCCGCCCCGCCCCGCCGCCGGUGCCGUGCUGGAAGCCCCGGCUCUCCCGGAAGUGGCCCGGACAUCUCUCUGUCGGGGUUCCCACCUCCCCGCUGCUGCUGCGGGCCGCUGGGGCGGCGGCGAUGGCGGAGGCGGCGCUGCUACUGCAGCCGGAGGCGGCGGCGGAGCGGGACGCUCGGGAGAAGCUGGCUCUUUGGGAUGGGAGACUGGACACGACGGCGCCGCUGACCGACCGGCAGACGGACUCGGUGCUGGAGUUGAAGGCGGCGGCCGAGGACCUGCCCGUGCCCGCCGAGCUCCCAAUUGAAGACUUGUGCAAUUUAACAUCCCAGUCGCUGCCCAUUGCACAGGCUUCAAUAGUGCCUGAAUCGACAGAAGACAUUCUCUUGAAGGGAUUCACCUCCUUAGAAAUGGAAGAAGAAAGAAUUGAAACUGCACAGCAGUUUUUCUCAUGGUUUGCAAAGCUACAAACUCAGAUGGAUCAGGAUGAAGGAACUAAAUAUAGACAGAUGAGGGAUUACUUGUCUGGGUUUCAGGAGCAGUGUGAUGCUAUAUUGAAUGAUGUCAACAGUGCUCUUCAGCAUCUGGAAUCAUUGCAGAAACAGUAUCUUUUUGUGUCCAAUAAGACAGGAACCCUGCAUGAAGCCUGUGAACAGCUCCUGAAGGAACAGUCGGAGCUUGUUGAUCUGGCUGAAAACAUUCAACAAAAGCUUUCCUAUUUUAAUGAAUUGGAAACUAUUAACACAAAAUUGAAUUCUCCCACGCUGUCUGUGAAUAGUGAAGGAUUUAUACCAAUGCUGGCCAAGUUAGAUGAUUGUAUUACAUACAUAUCAUCUCAUCCAAAUUUUAAAGAUUAUCCUGUAUAUUUACUGAAGUUUAAGCAGUGUCUUUCUAAAGCUUUGCACCUCAUGAAGACAUAUACUGUGAACACACUACAGAACCUCACAAGUCAGUUAUUAAAAAGGGAUCCUUCAUCUGUACCUAAUGCAGACAAUGCCUUCACAUUAUUUUAUGUGAAAUUUCGAGCUGCUGCCCCCAAAGUCAGAACUCUCAUUGAACAAAUAGAACAACGAUCUGAAAAAAUACCUGAAUACCAACAACUGCUAAGUGACAUCCACCAGUGUUACCUUGAUCAGCGGGAACUCCUUUUGGGCCCUAGUAUUACUUGUACUGUAACAGAGUUAACCAGCCAGAACAACAGAGACCACUGUGCCUUGAUUCGCAGUGGCUGUGCCUUUAUGGUUCAUGUAUGCCAGGAUGAGCACCAACUUUAUAACGAAUUUUUUACAAAACCAACAUCAAAAUUAGAUGAACUUUUGGAGAAACUGUGUGUGUCAUUGUAUGAUGUCUUCAGGCCAUUGAUCAUUCAUGUUAUUCACUUAGAGACUUUAUCGGAACUUUGUGGGAUUCUUAAAAAUGAGGUGCUUGAAGAUCAUGUACAGAAUAAUGCUGAGCAGUUGGGGGCAUUUGCAGCUGGAGUAAAGCAGAUGUUGGAAGAUGUACAAGAGCGACUUGUCUACCGAACCCACAUCUACAUUCAGACAGACAUCGCGGGCUAUAAACCAGCUCCUGGAGAUCUAGCGUAUCCCGAUAAGUUAGUAAUGAUGGAGCAAAUUGCACAGAGUUUAAAAGAUGAGCAGAAGAAGGUACCACCUUCAGAAGCUUUGUUUUCAGAUGUUCAGUUAGAAGAAGCAGAGCCUCCUAAUAAUCUAACAAAAUCUGGUUCAGUCGAAUCUCUCAGUCCUAGAGCACAGACCACAGUUUCUCCAGCAGAUCUUCAUGGAAUGUGGUAUCCUACAGUUCGACGAACUCUCGUCUGUCUCUCCAAAUUGUACAGAUGUAUAGAUAGGGCAGUAUUCCAAGGAUUAUCACAGGAAGCCUUGUCGGCCUGCAUUCAGUCGUUACUUGGAGCAUCAGAGUCUAUCAGCAAAAAGAAGACUCAGAUUGAUGGACAACUUUUCUUAAUAAAGCACCUUUUGAUUCUUCGUGAACAAAUUGCUCCAUUUCACACUGAAUUCACCAUUAAGGAAAUUUCCCUGGACCUCAAGAAAACUAGAGAUGCAGCAUUUAAAAUCCUGAAUCCUAUGACUGUUCCAAGAUUUUUUAGGCUGAAUAGCAACAAUGCCUUGAUAGAGUUCUUGUUGGAGGGUACUCCUGAGAUAAGAGAACAUUAUCUUGACUCUAAAAAAGACGUAGACCGUCAUCUGAAAUCGGCCUGUGAGCAGUUUAUUCAGCAACAGACCAAGCUGUUCGUAGAGCAGCUGGAGGAGUUCCUGACAAAGGUUUCAGCACUAAACACAAUGGCCAGUCAGGGAGGACCCAAGUAUACUCUCUCUCAGCAGCCUUGGGCUCAACCAGCAAAAGUCAGUGACCUUGUGACAAGUGCCUACAAGACAAUAAAAGCAAAGCUGCCGCUGACAUUGAGAAGUAUGUCAUUGUACCUAUCCAAUAAAGAUACUGAGUUCAUCCUGUUUAAACCAGUUAGGAAUAAUAUUCAGCAAGUCUUCCAGAAGUUCCAUGUCUUGUUAAAGGAAGAGUUCAGCCCUGAAGAUAUCCAGAUCAUUGCUUGUCCUUCUAUGGAACAGCUGAACCUCCUACUGUCAGUUUCUAAAUAACCAGGCCCGUCGGGCUGUAUGUGUAAAUGGCCGGUCCGGCAGGAGCCGGCUGCCAGGUCCCACGGCCUGCAGGACACAGGGGAAUUGUACAAGGGGCUUCCCGAGAACCACAGGGCUGCUGCUCAGGGCUGACCGCAGAAUGAAGUGGAAGCAAAGUGUGACAUGAUUUGUGUUUCUGUUUUGAAAACAUCAAAAUGCCAAAGAUAAGCUAUAAUCUAUGAGCGCUGAUUACUGCCUCAUUUAAAUGGUCACAAGCAGUGUAAGGUUUUAAGAGGAAGCUAUGGUGGGCACGCAGUGAAAUGGUUCUUAAGAAAAAUGUGCAAUGAAAAUAGGUUACAAUAAAUAGUGCAAAGAACUUUACAGUAAUACAGCUAAUUAGAAAGCUUCUAAGAGAAAGGUUUGUUAAAGCGUGAAACACUGCAAUCCUUUUAACCACUGAGCAUUCCACAGUGACUAUUUUUUUACUUCCAGAAAUGUUAUUUCUACACCCUAUUUAAUGUAAUGUUUCUCCUAUCACUUUGAAGUUUAGUUUGGGAUAGAUUGGGUGCUUCUGAGAACGUGUUCUGCUUUCCUGGGAAUUCAGUGUGUUAUCUUUCUGUGUGUUUGAUGUGAGGUAGUUUCAAGAUGCAAGGACCUCGUGUAAGGUCCCAGGAUCUGUACUCCAUGAAUUGCUUAGGUGCAGAGCGUUCAAAAGUAGGCAGGUAGCUGCAGCGUCCUCAUGGUAGAUACGUGCCGUAUCUUUAAUGAGAAUCUUCAUGAUACAAUAGGCAGUGUCCGUGAGGGGGAGGUGCCAAUUAGGGCGUCUUCAAUCUGGCACAUAAAGGAGGAGAGGAAGCCUGAUGAAUAGUGUGUCUCGUGCACGAAGGUUAGGGUUACCAGCUUUCUGCACACUGCCUUCCGUUUCCGUAGUUCUUUGAGAAGUGAACACUUUCAUGUCCUGUACAUUCGUGGUGUCUGUGCCGCCUGCCUGCCUUGUGGAUCUGUACCCUGCGACAGCAGGAUACGUUUCACUCACAGAGACGAGGAUGACGAAGGCCACCCAUCCCUUAAAAUGAGCCACACGAUAGCAGGGAUCAUCAAAAAAAUUAUGCGCAUCUCUGAGUUUUCCUACAAAUAUCUGUUUCCUGAUUGGAUUGGUUUUGCCUCUGAUGUUAUAGUAAAUGUAACCUGCUCUUUGGUUCACAAUGAAGUUUGAGUUAUUCAGACACUAAUUUAGAGAUAGAAUGCUGACAGAGGUUCUGGAAUGUAACCAGCAGACCUCAUUCUGUGAGACUGUAGCAUUUCUCAUCCACUUCAAGCAGACUCCCGCCAUGUGUAGAUAGGUUACAUAUCCUGAUGUCUGUCAUUUUAAACAGGUCACUUGUUUUUCAGCUCAGUUUAACUUGGUGAUGGAUGUUGCUUGAUAGAGCUUAAUACUCUAUAUUUUGGGAAGGUAGAAGGUAAAGAGGGUCCAUAUUCAUUCUUCAGCAGGAAAUGAAUGAAUUAGGAAGAUUAUAUUUACUUCCACUUACUAUUUUAAACAUGUGUUUAAUGAAAUAAACUGUACAAUCCAGUUUUGUAUAUUAUAUGUACAUUUGAUUUUUAAAUAGCCUUUCCAAAGAAAUGAGGGCAUGAUUAUUGUACAAUACUUGACUGAUUUAAUUUGAUGUACAGAGCAGAGUGUGUUCUUAAGGAUAAAAAUAUUUGAUGGCACUCGUUCUUGUGUUUUGAGUCUUUUAUUUCUGAACCAAACACCUUACAAAAGUGCUGAGUAGGUGAUAGUGAUCCAACUUGUUUGCUAAAUGACUGUUUAAAUCUGUACAGUUUCAAGUGUUUACUUAUACAAAGAGUGUACAUACUUUCAAAUAAUUAAUUUAAAAUGCUUUAUAUUAUUUGGCUAGAAUUUGCUGUUUUUAAUAAAUGUGAAUUUUUUUAAAAAUAAAGAUUUUUGCUUCCUA
Molecule: messenger RNA, 4934 nt
Organism: Balaenoptera acutorostrata (minke whale)
Lineage: Eukaryota; Metazoa; Chordata; Mammalia; Artiodactyla; Balaenopteridae
Gene: COG3
Product: component of oligomeric golgi complex 3
Exons: 23
Coding region: 505-2997 (830 amino acids)
Biological process (GO): intra-Golgi vesicle-mediated transport; intracellular protein transport; Golgi organization
Cellular component (GO): COG complex; membrane; cis-Golgi network
Source: RefSeq, a predicted model, not a curated record